AUGGUAUCAGACGUUUUAACUGCACAUCCUGACAAUCCACUCUUCCAGCGUUCUCAAAAUGAAUGGGCUGCCGUCGUGACGAAAUAUCAUGAACUACUCGAAUAUGAUGGAGGUCAGUGUAUCGAACGGUCAGCUUCUGGAUCAAUUCAAGUCGGUUUUGAAAGCUAUUUUGACAACGAUGGUAUCAUUAAUCAAUUUACUCGCUUAUUCAAAAUACUACCGUUUAAGAAAGCUUAUGCAAAACAAAGUUUCAUGUUAUUGUGGGCAAUGCUCCCGAAUACUCGUUGUAAAAUUGAUCAAAUGUCAUACAGUGAUAAAAACGGUAAACAACACACUGUUGACUGCUUCUUCACAACUGGUGAAAACAAAGGACAAUCAAAAGGUCUUCUUAUCUUAGCAAAAGAACUGGGUAUCAGUGUUCCACCUAAAGCAAAAUUAGAAGAAAUAAAACAACUACUGAACGCCCAUGAAGCAUUUAGGAAUAUUUCAAAACUGAAAACAGUUGCCAGAACCUAUGGUAUAGCAAUUAGUUUCUCGCCAAAGUUUCAUUGCGAGUUAAAUCCAAUCGAGGGUUUAUGGGCGCAUUCGAAGCAAUAUAUUAGGCGUCGAACUGACUAA
This is a messenger RNA of Adineta ricciae, 618 nucleotides long. NCBI's taxonomy places the organism in Eukaryota, Metazoa, Rotifera, Eurotatoria, Adinetida, Adinetidae. The record is from the annotation of a GenBank genome assembly.